AUGUCAUAUAAUUAUUCGAUUGAUAAUAAUGCUGAUAUUUCUUCAGCUGCAUUACGUAAAAGAAAGAUUCUUAAAAGAUCAAUCAAUUUUAGUAUUAUGAUUAUUGGGGAGAGUGGAUCUGGUAGAUCUACUUUAAUAAACACAUUAUGUGGUGGUAAUCCAAUUGUUCCAACUUCACUGACUGCAACUCAAGAUCCUUUUACUAAAAAAUUAACUUUAAGACAUGAAAAUGUUGAAUUAGAAGAUAAUGAAGGUCAUAAGAUUUCAUUAAAUAUUAUUGAUACACCAAACUUUGCAAAUUCAAUUGAUUGUAGUGAAGAUUUUAAGAUUAUUGUUGAUUUUAUAAGACAUCAAUUUGAUGAAGUAUUAUUAGAAGAAAGUAGAGUUAAACGUAAUCCAAGAUUUAAAGAUGGUAGAAUUCAUGCUCUUAUUUAUAUGAUUAAUCCAACUGGACAUGGACUUUCUGAAAUUGAUGUCAAAUUCUUAUUACAUGUUAAUAAUUUGGUUAAUAUUAUUCCAACAAUUGCUAAAGCUGAUUCAUUAACUCCCCAAGAAUUACAAUUAAAUAAACAAUUGAUUCAAGAAGAUUUAAAUAAUUAUGGAAUCAAUUAUUAUAAAUUUAAUGAAUAUGAAUAUGAACAAGAAUAUACUGAUGAUGAAAUUAUUGAAUAUAAUAAAUAUUUAAAUUCUUUAAUUCCAUUUGCAAUUAUUGGUGCUAAUGAUUAUAAAGAGAAUCCAAAUGAAGAUGAAGAUAAAUUAAAAUUUAGAAUUUUAAAUCCAAUUCAUUCAAUUCCAAUUAAUGUUGAAAAUCCUGAUAUAAAUGAUUUUACAGUAUUAAAGAAUGUAUUAUUAAUUACUCAUUUAAAUGAAUUUAAAGAUAUUACUCAUGAAACAAUUUAUGAAAAUUACAGAACUGAAGCUUUAUCAGGUAAACAAUUCCAAUAUAUAUCAGAUUCAACUGGAGCCACUCCUGCUACAACCACUACCACUGCCAAUAAAAACUCUUCAAAUCCUGAUAUUAAAGGAGAUGAAGAAUCUAAUUAUAUGAUGAAAGAAGAACAAAUUAAAUUAGAAGAAGAAAGAUUAAAGAAAUUUGAAGAAAGAGUUCAUCAAGAUUUAAUUAAUAAAAGAAAAGAAUUAUUAGAACGUGAAAAUGAAUUAAAAGAAAUUGAAAGAAGAUUAAUUGCUGAAGGUUUAAAAUUAAAUGAAGAUGGUGAAAUCGUUAAAGUUGAAGAAUAG
Hemisphaericaspora subhashii is the source of this 1239-nucleotide messenger RNA. It is a transcript of the gene CDC11, whose product is annotated as septin. The record is from RefSeq and is a predicted model, not a curated record. Gene Ontology annotation, cellular component: cell division site; septin ring; microtubule cytoskeleton. The coding region runs from base 1 to 1239 and encodes 412 amino acids. Gene Ontology annotation, molecular function: GTPase activity; GTP binding; molecular adaptor activity. NCBI's taxonomy places the organism in Eukaryota, Fungi, Ascomycota, Pichiomycetes, Serinales, Debaryomycetaceae. The transcript has a single exon. Gene Ontology annotation, biological process: division septum assembly; protein localization to bud neck; actomyosin contractile ring assembly.